Ichthyophthirius multifiliis is the source of this 571-nucleotide messenger RNA. RefSeq lists its product as hypothetical. The transcript has 2 exons. Gene Ontology annotation, biological process: cytoplasmic translation; translational elongation. Gene Ontology annotation, cellular component: cytosolic large ribosomal subunit; ribosome. The record is from RefSeq and is a predicted model, not a curated record. NCBI's taxonomy places the organism in Eukaryota, Ciliophora, Oligohymenophorea, Hymenostomatida. Gene Ontology annotation, molecular function: ribonucleoprotein complex binding; structural constituent of ribosome; protein kinase activator activity.
AUAUUAAAAGGAAAAAAAAAAAUGUCUUCAGUACCAUUAAAAAAUUUAGACAAAGUCACAAAAUCUCAUUUAGCCGCCACAUAUGCAGCACUUAUUCUUCACGAUGAAGGAUUAAAUAUAAAUGGAUAAAAAAUUUUAGAUUUAAUAAAUGCUGCAGGUGUUAAAGAUUUUGAGAAAUUCUAUGCUAAAUUAUACGCAAGCAAUCUCAAUAACGCCAGUAUUGAAUAAGCAAUUUCUACUGGAGGUGCUGGAGCUUCAAGUGCCCCAGUAACUGCUUAAACUUCUGCUCCCGUUGAAGCUAAAAAAGAAGAAAAAAAAGCUGAAGCUAAAAAGGAAGAACCCAAAAAAGAAGAAGAAGAAGAUUACGAUAUGGGAGAUCUUUUCGGUUGAUUACUUUUUUAUUUUCACUUAAAAAAAAUGGAAAGAAAUAAUAAAUGGUUAAUUAUAGAUUUAUAUAAAGUUUUUUAGUUAAAAAAGUUUAUUCUUAUUUCUGUUUUUUUUAUAUAAUUAUUAUUACAUUUAUAUUUUUUUGUGCAUGUAUCGAAAAUGUAGGCUUUUAUUUAAAUUAGUU